This is a messenger RNA of Aspergillus mulundensis, 1386 nucleotides long. Its product is annotated as glycoside hydrolase family 27 protein. Bases 1 to 1386 code for a protein of 461 amino acids. Gene Ontology annotation, molecular function: hydrolase activity, hydrolyzing O-glycosyl compounds. NCBI's taxonomy places the organism in Eukaryota, Fungi, Ascomycota, Eurotiomycetes, Eurotiales, Aspergillaceae. The transcript is spliced from 5 exons. Gene Ontology annotation, biological process: carbohydrate metabolic process. The record is from RefSeq and is a predicted model, not a curated record.
AUGGAAAAGCUCCUCGUGUUUAUCUCCUUAAUCUACCAAGCCAAUGCGCUGGUGAGGCCAGACGGAGUCGGCCGCCUCCCAGCUCUAGGCUGGAGCUCGUGGAACGCCUACGAGUGCGACAUCAACGCAUCCGUCAUUCUAUCGGCGGCAGAACAGGUCGUCGAGCUCGGGCUGAAGGACUUGAGCUAUGAAUACAUCAACAUUGACGACUGUUGGUCCGUCAAAACCCACCGCGACCCAACCACAAACCGCAUGAUCCCCGACCCCGAGCGUUUCCCAGGCGGAAUUGCGGGCGUGGCUUCCCAGAUCCACGAUCUCGGUCUCAAGGUCGGCAUAUAUAGCAGUGCGGGCGAAACGACAUGCGCCGGGUACCCAGCUAGUCUGGGAUACGAGGAUAUUGAUGCAGAGACGUUUGCUGAGUGGGGGAUUGACUACCUCAAAUACGACGACUGCGGCGUCCCAUCCACCUGGGCCGACCCCUACACCUCCUGCAUCCCCGACACAGCCAACAACGCCGGCCCCUUCCCCAACGGAACCUGUCCCAAUCUCGCCAACCCAGCACCAAAGGGAUACAACUGGGACUCCUCCCCCAGCGCAACCCGCUUCCGGCGCAUGCGUGACGCCCUCGAAGCCCAAAACCAAGACCGCGUCAUCCUGUACUCCCUCUGCAACUGGGGCAAUGCGGCGGUAAACACCUGGGCCGCGGACGUCGGGAACUCGUGGCGGGUUAGCGGGGACAUCUCGCCUGGUCGGGGCGAGGUCGGUGCGGAGCGAGUCAGGAUCGCGACGUGGGAGCGCAUCGCGGAGAUCGCUAAUGAGAUGAGCUUCCUUGUUAGAGACUACGCCGGGUUCUGGGGGUGGCCGGAUGCUGAUAUGCUUGAGGUGGGGAAUGGGGAGGGGGACAUGACGGUCGCGGAGAAUAGAGCGCAUUUUGCGCUUUGGGCGGGGAUGAGGAGUCCGUUGCUUAUUGGGACGAGGCUGGAAACCAUCAAAGAAGAACACCUCGCCAUCCUCAAGAACCCAACCCUCCUAACCUUCCACCAAGACCCGCACACCAACCGCCCCGCCUACCCCUACAAAUGGGGCCACAACGCCGACUACACCUUCGACGCCGCGCACCCAGCAGAGUACUGGUCUGGGCCGUCGGCCGCGUUAGACGGGACGCUGGUACUCAUGCUUAACUCGGAGAAUGUGACGAGCACGCGCACGGCCGUUUGGGGCGAGGUCCCGGAGUUACGAGACGCGCAGCGGGGGCAUGAGGAAGGAUAUGCGUUUGAGGUCGUGGAUGGCUGGACGGGCGAGGAGUUUGGAUGCGUGGAGGGAGGGCUUGAGGUUGAGCUUGAGGCUCAUGAUAUGGCUGUUUUGGUUGUUGGGGGUGCUUGUUAG